AUGCCUGCCAGUAAGAGGAAGCAAGAUCUGGGUGACACGAUUACCCCGAGCAAGGUGGACGAUGACAGUGGCGACGAUGAGGACUUCGACGUUCUCAAUGUCGACUUCGAAUGGUUUGAUCCUCAACCCGAGUUCGAUUUCCACGGCAUAAAGACUCUGCUACAACAAUUGUUCGACACUGAUGGACAAUUGUUCGAAUUGUCAGCUUUGACUGACUUGAUUUUGUCUCAACCCACGCUGGGAUCUACAGUCAAGGUGGAUGGUAAUGAGACAGAUGCAUAUGCUUUUCUUUCUAUCCUCAAUCUACAGGAACAUCAAGACAAGGCUUUUGUCGGAAAAAUAACCCAGUACAUCCAUUCCAAAGCCUCGUCGAACCCCCAGCUGGCUCUUCUGGUGCAAUUGUUGUCCCAGUCUCCAAUCCCUCCCAUUGGCUUGAUCCUGACCGAACGUCUCAUCAACGUACCUUCCGAGGUGGUGCCUCCUAUGUAUACCAUGUUGAUUGAAGAAAUGGAAUGGGCCAUCCAGGAUAAAGAGCCUUAUAACUUUUCGCAUUAUCUUAUCCUCUCCAAAACAUAUUCCGAAGUACCCUCCAAGCUGGAUGCUGAGGACGACCGUCCCAAGAAGAAAUCCAAGGGUGCAGGUGGUACUUUCGAGACCAUGUACUUCCACCCAGAGGAUGAGGUCUUGCAACGACAUGCCAUCUGCUCUGGGGGUUUCGAUUAUUCCAUCAAACAAGAUGACGGCCAUUCAGACUCGAAGAGAGCGUUCCAAGAGCUGGGGAUUAAACCACAAGGACAUGCCAUCCUCAUUUCCAACGACAAGUUCAAGGAGGCUAUCCAGAAUGUGUCUCAAUACCUCCAACCUCAGGCAUGA
Messenger RNA from Exophiala bonariae, 873 nucleotides. RefSeq names its product Mss4p nuclear export (gene BCP1). The record is from RefSeq and is a predicted model, not a curated record. The transcript is spliced from 3 exons. Bases 1 to 873 code for a protein of 290 amino acids. Lineage: Eukaryota; Fungi; Ascomycota; Eurotiomycetes; Chaetothyriales; Herpotrichiellaceae. Gene Ontology annotation, cellular component: nucleus.